GAUGAGCCGAGCCCGUGCGCGGGCGGGGCGGGGGGGGGGCGGCCGGGGCAGCGCCGCCGGGACCGGGGCCAGGACCGGGGCCGGGGUCGGGACCGGGCUCGGCGCACUAUGCGAGGCCGGGAGGAUGGCGGUGGAAGGUAGGCAAAUAUGAUCUAGAAGAGAGAUCAUGAUAGCUAUCCAUUGCAAUCUGAAUCCGAAUGGUAUUGAUCACCCUGUCCCUACAGAAGGUAUUAAUCUGCAACUUGAAGGUGAAGGAGUUGAAUCGCCCCCUGCGAAGAACACCAGUGCUCCAAAAGGGCCUGAGUCAAAAGAGACCCCCAAAAAGCAACAAGUGGAACCAGAAAUAUCUAAAUCCGGGACUGUGAAGCUGACCAAGCCUGUGGCAUUAUGGACCCAGCAGGAUGUCUGCAAAUGGCUGAAGAAGCAUUGCCCUAAUCAGUAUCAAAUCUACAGUGAGUCAUUCAAACAGCAUGACAUAACUGGCCGUGCUUUGCUGAGACUUACUGACAAAAAGCUUGAACGAAUGGGUAUUGCCCAGGAAAGCCUGCGACAGCACAUUCUGCAGCAAGUCCUUCAGCUGAAGGUGAGAGAAGAAGUCCGAAACCUCCAGCUGCUUACACAAGCCCCAGCAGAGAGCUCUCCAUAAAUAUUUCCAGCCUCUAAAGCUGCUGUCCUGCCACUUGAUAUGAAAGUGAACUUUCCUUGGUGAAAAAGUAAAUAAAUAAAUAAAAAUAAAUGGCACUGCCAAGAGGUGACCAUGGAGGACUGAAGGCAAACUUGAAGUGAAAUCAGCCCACUCAAGAUGAUGCAUUCUGGGAAGACCUGGUUUGCUGCGGAGUAAAGAUGUGGUGCAUAAUAUCCAGUGCUAAUUUGUUCAAAAUGGUCAUUGACAGACCUUUAGCUGGAAAAUUUCUUCCAGUUUUCAUCACUGUGCAUAACUUUGAGUUCCCUGUAGGGGACUGUCUAUGCCCUUCACUAGAAGUCCUGUUUUAGCAUGGCAACUACUGGAUUCUUUUAUUAUGUAUGCAGAUGGCAUGAUGUUUUAGGAAAAACUUACAGCAAUUCUCCAAUCUCAGUGGAUAUGUUCACAAUAUUACAUCCCUGAUAGGAAUGUAAGCGUCUUGUAUAUGUUAGUUUUGCAGUCUAAUGGUAUUCUGUUAAACGAUAUCAGCACUUCAUACGUGCUUUCCACACAGAAAUAGCACAGCCCAUAUAUAUAUAAAGGUCUUUUUAAAAUACUGAGGAUACGUUUCAGUCUUUGUGCUGAGACUGCAUCCAAACUGAAGUCCACUACUAGCAUACCUUCACUGAUUCACAGUAGAUUGUGUAGAUAGAUUUGCCCAUGACAGAGGUGUGACAUUUUAUUGAGACUUACAGAAUGGCUGUCACAGAGGUAGCCAAGAACAGGGUAGGUUGAAUGGGAUGUAGGACACUGUGUCUGCUCUCCCUCCCAUCCACCAGAUGUCAAAGGUUCUCAUUUCUAGCUUGCCAAUGAGUUUUCUUACUCAGUGAGGGAGAGGAAAGGGAGAGCACCUUUCUCAGUGAUGUGUUUGACCCUGGGUUUGGUCUACAAUAAAAACAGAACAAACUGGAAGAAUUCAGGUUCUUUGUGCUGGCGACCAUUUAUGUUUUGGGAAGGACUGGGGAAUCACAGUCCAAACCAAACUCUCUGAAAAAGGUAAAGUGUAAGACUAUACUUCUAAGGAGCAAGACACUCCCUCUGGAGAGGGCAGACUUCUUUGUUAACUUUUUCCACUUUCUAUCCAAAACAGUACUUUGGUAGGAAAUAGGAAUAAGCAAAUGGUUCUAAUAAGCCUUUCAAUAUACUGUAGCAGGCUCAAGACUGUUGCAUUCAACCUGAGCGUUGUUUUUUGUUCAGUCUCUGAAUGGCUGGCCUCAUCACUGGCUGUAUCACAGCUGGCUGUGGUACUGUUUUUUCCAUGGGGACUUAGUGGAAUUAAUGUCUGUCCCUAACAUCAGGACCUUCCUGACAUAUUCUUUAUAAUGAACUGAUGUCAUCGGCGUACGGAGGAGGCUUACCUAUUUGUUCCUUCUUUCUUUAAAAUCAAAGGUAGCUUUUUGUGUAUUUAAAGACCAUCAUUCUCUCCAGCCUGAUAGACAGGUUCUGUAGAGUUGCCAUUAGUGUGUAUGCCAAACUGUGGGUGAGAUGCCAUAGGGGUGUGAGGAUGCAGUGAUCGAGAGAAGGAGCAAUAUCAAGGAACCGUAAGAAGGAACCAUAUCAAGGCCAAGGGAUGUUUUUAGAGUAAGUUCCUGUGUUAUAAUAUUUAGCUAUUGUACAGUUCAUUGCUAGAGAAUGCAAGGUCAACUGCUGAGGGUGCCUGUACAACCAACAGAUAAAUGUAUUUAGGGUGUAAUUUUUUUCUGAUGGGUGCGGGCUUUGGUUACAGCUCUCCACCCCUCUCAGAUGCAGCAUGUUGAAUGCUUCUUUACUAUUCAAUCCAGAAGGAAAAUAUUUUUAUUGAUGGCCAAGAUUUUCAGAAGCUGCUAGUGAUUUCUAAUGGUUUGGGUCUUUCCAUGGGUUUUCAGUGGAGCUCCCAAAAUUAUAAAGCAGUGAGCUUUAUAUUUUCUUUCUGAAAAUCCUGGCGCCUAAUUUUAAAUUAAUUGGUGUACAAGUUCUCCUUAAGACAUAAGAAUCUUUGCCAACAGCAGCAUUUGCACUUUUUAGAGCUUUUCAUAGCAUUGCAGGUUGGAAUCUGAUCCUUAUUAAGAGAAGUGGCCGUGAGCCUUGCAGAAUUCCAUUGUAAGCUUCAGUAAAUUUUACAGCUCUUUCUGCUACAGAUUUUUAAAAUGCACUCUGGCAACUGACAUCAAUUUCAUGUUGGUACAGCAAUUAAAAAAAGAAACAACUUGGAUAUAAGUUAUUUUUAAAAGGAGAAUGCUAUGCUUCUGCAGUAGGGAUUCUCAUAUUAUAUUACAUCCAAUGAAACAGAUCUGUAAAAUUAGAAUGAUAAAAGAAGUGUUUAUCUUUAAAAAAAGAAGAGUGUUAUCUUAAAAGGGCGUAUGAGACAAAGUUGAGUUAGGCAAAGAGCCACUAGAAGCAUUUUUUUAUCAAUGUUAGUUUUGAACAUCUUCCAGUAUAUGGGCAUGAAUUUAGAUGUGUGCACUUCUCCUGUUAAAACCGUUUGUUUUAAAAGCUUCCCAGGAUUUUAGCUACGAUGAUCUAGAAAAGCAGUGUUAUAGGCCCUGAGAAAUGUGAAAACAACGUCCAGACCCUUUGUGUAGCCAAACUCAGAGAGAACUCUGCUGUAGGUGCCCAUCAGACAAAGCUCGUUGGACAGUGGUGUAGGUCUCCAUCCUACAGGCAGCCUGUGCAUGUGGAUAACUCCAAAUGUGAGCAAGAAUAGUACCCCCGAGCCUCGCAACACUCCUCACGUGUCUAACUGUCUGAAGGAGCCAUAAGGAAAUAACUGUACUUUUUGGCUUGUAUUUAACUAUUCAUCAUGUUUGGAUUUUUUUUUUUUAAUCGCUGUUAUUCUCCCAAAGUAGGCCAUGCUUCCUCAGGGAUAUUUAUGAAAUUGUUCUGCAUCUGCUGAACAACUAUCUGGAUCCCAGCAUAUUCUUCUGAAAACUUUUUAAUAUAAAUAAACAUGUGGGAGAAAUUUUUUGUUAUUAUGAAUGGGGGCAGGUACUGUGUUCUCGGAAAGGCUAUUGAGUGCAGACAAUCAAGUCUAUUGCAUUUUUUAUGCUGAACACCUUAUUAAUAGCAGACACAUCCGCUUUUGCCUGGGUCGCAAGAACGGUUCUGUGGAAAGAAUGCUUUAUCUCUAGUCAAUAAAUCAUUUAUGUCGAGAGUGCCAAAGACCAAGUCAACAUGAAAGGGAGCGCAUAAGUUAUUCCGGCAAAGGAAGUGAAUUUAAAUACGCUCAGAGCCAUUAGUUCUGUGCAAAAGAGCUGGAGACUAAUGCUAUUUUAAUAAAACAGCAAUUAUCAGCCCUGUGGAGAUAGAUAUAUUGGCAAAGGCCAGUGCUCCCGUUACGCUGAUCACUGGUUAUUAGCUCCGGCGCACGGGUGGCUCCCCGUGGUCAGGGCGCUGCUCCUGGCCGCAGACCUGCAGCCUUGCUGCCCCUGGGUGCCUGUCCCGGCCACUUCUUACCCGCUGUCUUUGUGCAGGGAAGGAUGAUGCAGCGUCAGCCCCAACAAGAAACCCAGGCAGAGACUCAGCUGUCCUCAGCGCUUCAAAUUAUGUGAAGGCCAAAACCUGAAACGGGAGGAAUUGCUUACCUGAAAAAAAAAAACGUGCUGCGGCUGAAAACAUCCUUUGCACUGUUUCGUUGCUGGUUUGUUUGUUUUUUACAUCUGCAUGGCUUUCUCUGCCUGAAUACCCCGUCGUUUUUUUGUUAAGGAGCUUCAGGAGGGAAGCCUGCAACAGCUCUGCGAGCUCUUUGGCUUUGCCAACCCGUCUGCAUCGCCGUGCCCUGGCGGUGGGUUCGUGCCUGGCUGCUUCCGUUACUCGACAGUCAGACCGAAAGCAGCUGCAGUGUCGUUAAGGAAAUCAAACCAUUAAAAAUGACAAAAUUAUUUUUUUUGGUUUGUUCUGAAUUUUCAGAAGACCUCAGGGCAGGCCCCCAGCAGACCUGCAUUGGCACUGCUCCAUCGCAGUCCCCGGAGAUUUGUUGAUUAAUGCCAGCUGUGGAGCCCUUCCUGGGGUGAUUUUUUGCUAUAACUAAAACUGACCUCCCUCCACCCUUCAUGAAGCCACAAGAUCUCAAUUAUUCAAAAUUGUUUCAGGCAAGCAAAGUAAAAACCUGCAUUUUUCACCCCAGUCCCCUUUUAACAAAUAACAUCUCUGCAAUCUGAAUCUCCUUGAAAGGCCCUGCUAUAAGACUGUGGCAUGAUUGACCCGGUAUAAAUAGACUGGUCAAUAAGAUUUUAAUUUAAAAAGAAAAGGCCCUCUGUUAUAAUUAAAAUUGAUGGUUGGAGGGGGAUGUAUUACCAGCAUUACCUGCAAUCUCCUAUAGUAAAAUUCAGGAAGGCACUCUGCA
Molecule: messenger RNA, 5003 nt
Organism: Oxyura jamaicensis (ruddy duck)
Lineage: Eukaryota; Metazoa; Chordata; Aves; Anseriformes; Anatidae
Gene: SAMD12
Product: sterile alpha motif domain containing 12
Exons: 6
Coding region: 167-646 (159 amino acids)
Biological process (GO): cell surface receptor protein tyrosine kinase signaling pathway
Cellular component (GO): cytoplasmic side of plasma membrane
Molecular function (GO): protein binding
Source: RefSeq, a predicted model, not a curated record